UAUGAAUGGAAUAGAUAUCUUAAAGAGGCAGAUGCAAACGAUAACAAAGCAAUGAAGCUCUUAGGGGACAUGACUCUCCCAGAUAAAGAUAUUCUCAACAAAAUUAUGCAAGAAAAAGAAACCGUUAUUUCGUUAAAUGUUAAGCGGGAGCUAUUGUCCAGUAUUUGUCUGUAUAUCAGGAGAUUAUCACCUAUGAUAAAUGAUGUUUGGGCAGCUUAUAGGACUAAAACGGGUCCACCACUUGAACGCGCAGACUUGGUUUUUGUCAUUCACACAAGUCAAAAAAUUGAAGGAGAAUGGGACUUUGAAACGUACCAAGUAUGUAAAGAUGAUAUAACGGAGACUUGCAAGCUGGAAAACGAAGAUAUAUACAAAUGCGAACAAGCAGGUGAUUAUUCAACAACCGAGAUGGCAGCCAUCAAAGCAUUCAUCAAGAAAAAUGCAAGGCGAUUAAUGCAAAAGCACAGCAACAUAACAAAAAUAUCACCAAGUUGCGUAAGAUCAUCCGGGUACCAAACAAGGGCUGCUCUCAUGGAAAACAUUCCCUGUAUUGCAUUGUAUGUUCAGAUAAAGGGAUUGAUUCCCUUUAAUGAAGAAUCGUUCGACCGAACAAUAAUGGACAUACCUUUUGAUGUAAGAGAAGGGGUGUUUACGCUUUGUGGAAGGCCAGAUGAUUUGCAUCAAAAUGUUAAAAUGGGAUGCGAGAUAGACAGUGGAUAUGGUACCGACAAAGGAACUGUGGGUCCAUUUGUACAAUUAGAACACUACAUGAAUACAUAUUUCUUAACAAGUGCACAUGUUGCACUUGAUAAGAAGCAAAUGGAAGAAUUAAAGAAAAGCGAUGAUAGUUACAUAUACUACGGUAAAAUCGGCCACAACAUAUUUCAACCACCGGAAUCUAAAACAGUCAGCAAUUCAAGCUCGCGAUACCCUCUUGGCAAGAUAGUACUGGCCGUCUAUAAGGAGGGUAACGAAGACGAAGCUGGAAUGGAGCUUGCAUUAGUACAAGUUAACAAAGACCGAUUACCGAAUGAUGGCAGUUUUCCUGAUCACAAAGAAUCAGGUUUCCAUUUCUCUUCCGGUGAAAUUCUGCAGCAAGAAAAACUCAUGCCUACAUCUCGUGUGUUCAAGUUCGGAUGUAUCAGUGGUUUAACAGAAGGGCGAUAUGUUGAUGACUGCACAACUGUUAGAACAAAUGCGAAUGGAAAUUCGGUAAGCGUUACUCUCAACAACCAAAUUAAAAUAGUAAGUCUGGAUUCUUCAAGACCGUUUGGUGUACAGGGAGAUUCAGGUUCUCUUGUGUUUGCUGUUGAAAAUGGCGAGUGUCGCGCAGUUGGGAUUUUUGAAGGACAACUGGAUCAACAUAACUUCAUGGUUACACCAAUUGAAGACGCAAUCAAUUUUGUUGGCAAUCGCUUGUCGUAUCAUAGAAAUGAGUUAUGUCAGUCUGCGGACAGAUUGCAAUUCAAGGCUGUUCAGCUUCCGUUUGAACGACACCCCGUUCUUGGUGUUGGAAAUCAAACAUGCAAUACGGCAACAAUGUUAUCGUAUAAUGUAGAACACUCUAUGGAUACAGUAAAAAGUGAGCUAAAAAAUACGAGGGAAUUUUUCAAACAAUAUUUCGAUGACAGAUUUGAUAAAUUAGAGAAAUUAGUUAUAAAUCAAACAACUCAAAAAUAAACCGAAACUCAUAUAUUAUUCAUACAAAGGAACAGUUCGGUAAACGUCUCAAGUUUCAUAAUAGAAAUACUAGCAAUUAAGCGUUGUUAUUGUCGCAUACACAAACAAAUCAAAAAUUAAAGUGUUACACGAAAAUGCAGUAUCGAAAAGAGAAAUUUAAGAAAACAAAGCUAAACAUAAAUAUAUUAUACACAACCGCAACUUUAGAUUACCUUUUGUUCUUAUCUGUUAUUAAAUAAUACAACAGAGUUGAUUUUCCUGGAAAACAAACAACAACAAAAACAGACAAAAGGUGUUUAUACGACAAGAAAUUACAAAUAAUUUCAUCAACAUUUUCUUUUGAUUAGAUAAGUAAAACAAAGCAUGUUUUGAUAAUCUAAUUAUUGUUAAGAUGUUUCAUGGAUCAGAUUAUCUUAGAUAUAACAUUGGAAGUCUGACUAAAGUUCAGAUUUGUUUUUGUCAACAUGUAGAUCUCAUCGCAAGUAACUCUUUUCGCUGCUUUCUCAUCCGAUAUAUAUUUUCUGCUAAGGCUAUUUUAGCACUCAUUACAGAGAAUUAUUUUACAUUAUCCGGGAAGUCAGACAACUUAGAAAAUAUCUUCAAGUAGUUAUGUGAAAAAUAAUUUCUGCGAAUCAUUAGUUUAUAUUAUUUUUAAUAUUAAAGCCUUUAGUCUUAAACGCGCGCGAGUCGAUAUUUUUGUUCACCUUUUAUAUCUUGAAAAUUGCGUACACAUUUUUGCUCUCCCAACGGUUAAAAUAAAACUUUAUUCCACUUUCAUGAACCCAAAACCUGACACUAAUUGGUUGAUUAAAAGUCACAAGAAGUUAAUCUCUUAUCAGCCACCAUCAGAUCUACAUGUAAAUGUAAAGAUGAUGUGAACAUUAGUCAGACGGUAUGUUUUGGUAAACUAGUAUUAUUUCCCUAAUAUAUUUUGUACCCUCGAGUGUGUAAUUGAUUUUUAUGAAAGUAUGAUUUUAAGCGGUAGGAUUGAAACGAUUUAAUAGUAUUAUAUUUUGCUUUGUAACCCAUUAUUGGCGUAAUGUGUAGUGUAGACUUAUUGCUAAAAGGUUUUUAAAUUUUUAUGAUUGUUUCUAUUUUUCAUAUUUUUUUACCUGCCACGAUUUGAUGUUUGUUUUUAUUUUAUUUUUCUUCUCUUUUUUGUUAACUUUUCACAUACAUAACCAGAUAAUCGGGGACAAAAUUAACCAAGAAAUUUUAAAACCCUACGCACGGAAAGAUUUCAUGCACCUGGUCGUCCGUCCUUCUGUUAGCAGAUUUCGUGUCCGGUCUGUAUCAUUUAAAACGAUGAAAGGAAAGUGAAACUAUUUUAUAAAAUGUACAACAUAAUAAGACAAUAUGCAGAGCGCAGGUAUGUCCUACAUACAUUCAAGGUCCCACUUAAAAAUUUCAUGUCUGCUAUGUAUCUUUUGAACCGAUAAAAAGAAUGUAAUACUAAUUUGCAGAAAUAUCAGUUAUAAUGAGACAGUGUGCAGAACACAGGUUUGGGCUUCCUGUGAUAAAGUUUGCCCGGCCCUGGCAUUACUUGAUUUAUGUAGACUGAUAAAGAAAAGAUAAAGUUUCGUUUUGGGCAUUGCCUUUUGACCUUUAAGUUAACCAAACAUAUAAGAAUAAUGCCUCUUGGCUCAAAAUUUGCUUCAUU
Ruditapes philippinarum (Manila clam) is the source of this 3340-nucleotide messenger RNA. RefSeq lists its product as uncharacterized. The transcript is spliced from 2 exons. The coding region runs from base 52 to 1680 and encodes 542 amino acids. Lineage: Eukaryota; Metazoa; Mollusca; Bivalvia; Venerida; Veneridae. The record is from RefSeq and is a predicted model, not a curated record.